Molecule: messenger RNA, 1290 nt
Organism: Polyodon spathula (Mississippi paddlefish)
Lineage: Eukaryota; Metazoa; Chordata; Actinopteri; Acipenseriformes; Polyodontidae
Product: alpha-2C adrenergic receptor-like
Exons: 1
Coding region: 1-1290 (429 amino acids)
Biological process (GO): regulation of smooth muscle contraction; platelet activation; regulation of vasoconstriction
Cellular component (GO): membrane
Molecular function (GO): alpha2-adrenergic receptor activity
Source: RefSeq, a predicted model, not a curated record
AUGGAUUUACCAUUAAACACCAGUGGAAUCAACGCGUCUCUUCUCCUCUUACCGGAUUCAACAUCCUCGGGAGUCGGUCAGUAUUCCUUGCCUGCUAUAGCGAGCCUGGCAGCAUUAGUAAGUUUCCUCAUUAUAUUUACCAUUGUUGGGAACGUCUUGGUUGUAAUCGCAGUACUUACUAGCAGGGCUCUCAAAGCUCCACAGAAUCUUUUCCUGGUGUCUUUGGCUACCGCAGACAUCCUGGUUGCUACACUUGUUAUGCCAUUUUCACUGGCUAAUGAACUUAUGGGCUACUGGUUUUUUGGAAGUGCCUGGUGCAAUGUUUACUUAGCUUUGGAUGUUUUGUUUUGUACUUCGUCAAUAGUGCACCUGUGUGCAAUAAGCUUAGACCGAUACUGGUCGGUGACCCAAGCUGUUGAAUACAACCUCAAAAGGACCCCUAAAAGACUCAAAUGUAUAAUAGUAGUAGUAUGGUUGAUUUCUGCUGUAAUAUCUUUCCCACCUUUAAUCUCUAUGGACAGAGACUCUGAAGAUGACGUUUACCCUCAGUGUAAGCUGAAUGACGAGACAUGGUACAUUCUGUCAUCUUGCAUAGGUUCUUUUUUUGCUCCUUGUGUUAUUAUGAUAUUGGUGUACAUAAGAAUAUACCAAGUAGCAAAACACAGAACAAGGACUAUAUCUGAGAAAAAACAAGGGACAAACGGCUCUUCUCAAGCUGACAAAGGACUGCACAGAGGAGCCUCACUUAAAGCCAAUGGGGAAAAAGAAGAUGGACAUUGCCCAGCUCAGCCCAAGGAGACCAAACCCCAGGAGAUAGAUGACAUAGACUUAGAGGAGAGCAGCUCGUCCGAUGGAAAAGGUAAAAGGGGUCAGGACACAAACUCCAAGAAGGACAGAAGAAGCAGGAGGAAAAACAGUUCUUUGUCCAAGCAAUCUAGUCGCAUUUCUAGGUCUAGCAACAGGUCUACAGAUUUGUUUACUUCAAGGCGAAAAAGAAGAAGCACAGUUUGCAGGAAGAAAAUCUCCCAAGCCAGAGAAAAAAGGUUCACCUUUGUCCUGGCAGUUGUAAUGGGCGUGUUUGUUGUCUGCUGGUUUCCUUUCUUUUUCAGUUACAGCUUGUAUGGCAUUUGCAGAGAAGCCUGUGAAGCUCCAGAAAUUUUAUUCAAAUUUUUCUUUUGGAUUGGUUACUGUAAUAGCUCUUUAAACCCUGUCAUUUAUACCAUUUUUAACCAGGAUUUCAGAAGAGCCUUUAAAAAAAUACUCUGCAAGAGGUGGAAAAAAUCAUUUUAA